UCAAAAGACACAGACACUCCGCCACUGCGCAGUAAGCCUACCGGACCAAGUGCCACCAAUCCGCCAGUCUUCGAAUCGCCUGCCGCUUUGCCCUCCGAAUCGGACACACCACUGACUCUGAAGCACAAUCGCCUCCUCUCGGACGCUCUGCUAUCCGCGCUGGAGGCAUUUUGGUCCAUCCCUUGGGGCGAUUCUGGGCGCUCUCAGCUCGUCUCCUCCGAACUGCAAGCGGACGAACAGGCGCAGUUGACAGUGCCUGUUUGGUUUAUUUACCACCUAGCUGGGCAUCCUUGCUGUCGUUUUCGGGAAUGCGCUCUCUCACUGUACGAUGUUUGGUGCGGAUCCCAAGCUUCCGAUCGCCAUUCAGCAGCACUUCUGGAUAGCGUGGGCCGCCAGAUGGCUGGACAGAUUCUCUCCCUGCCACACAGUGUCACCCUUCUCCUGCAGGGUGCCGCCCUGGAGGCCAGUGACUGCCCCUUUCACGAGGCUGAUGUACUGAGUCUGCGGCUCCCCGUAGCUUUGGCGGUCAUCGCUGCCGCUACCGUCGAUACCGCUGUUCUCGCCUGGCUGGCUGUCACCCGCAACUCGGACAGCCGUCUGUCUGAGGCGUUGGAACGCCAACUCACCGCCUUUCUGACCGCCAUCGAGCGCUUUGCUAUUUUUGCUAAGUGUUUCCCAGAUGUUCUGAAGCUCCUGCAAGCAGUCCACCUCUGUGAGACCCUGGUAGACCUGGUUCCCUUGCUUCAAUCCAUCUGCUUUAGCAUCUGUCAUCUCUGCAAGGAGGGUGACCAGUUCUGUGUGCGACUGCAUGAGGCCAGCUUCAGGUGGGCACGCCUCCUCUCCGCAGUUUUCAACGGCUUCGAUGUGGUGACUUCAUUUCCCCUCGUACAGCAACUCGUCUCCCGUCUAACGGACAAUUCCGUGGCCUUCUACACCGACGCAGCUAGCGGUCCCAGCGCUUGUGUUAUCCACGAGUCCCUCCUACGUGUCCACCUCACCCUUUUUGAUGGUCUCUGCUCCCAACUCGUCAACCUUCCCUCAGUUUCUCUCGUUGCUCUCUCCUCAUAG
This is a messenger RNA of Dibothriocephalus latus, 1068 nucleotides long. The record is from the annotation of a GenBank genome assembly. Lineage: Eukaryota; Metazoa; Platyhelminthes; Cestoda; Diphyllobothriidea; Diphyllobothriidae.